AAAAAAAAAAGACAAAAAAUCCCUAUAACCAAGGAGUGAAUGGCUUAAAGAAACUGCUCUCACUUGUCUUAUUCUUUGUCAUAAACUCAAAAAUCCCUUCUUUUUCUUUUCUUUCUUGUGCAGCUGUCAUAACUCAAAUGUUUUCAACAAAUAGUAGAAGUCUUAUAACUCAUCUUCUCUAGAAAUGAAUGCAUGCAGAAAGAAAAAGUCCCUACCAAAAACCAAUCUUCUUUUCUCUGAUUCUUACAACAAAUCCCAUUACAUUUUGUGGACCCAGAAACUAAAAGAAGAACCUUUCUAAUACAUUAGACUUGUUCUUAUAAUCAAUAUUACCAACUCAUCUUUUAAUUAAAGUGGGGUUAUGACAAAGAAAAUUUCCUAUAUAAAUUCUUCUUAGUUCUUCCAAAGUUUUGAUCUUUAACAGUAAACAUCUUUUGUUUUCUUUGAUUUUCAUUUCAAUGGCAGAAAAUGGCCAUCAUGGUAGUAGUAUAGGUAGUGAAAGUACAAGUAUUGAAAUUGAGAGAAAACUUCAUCAAACUCCCACUUGGGCUGUUGCUGGAGUUUGUGCUGUUAUUAUUCUCAUUUCUUUCAUUUUGGAGAAAGGUCUUCAGAGAAUUGGAACGUGGUUAACAAAAAAACAGAAGAGGGCACUCUAUGAGGCUUUGGACAAAGUUAAAGAGGAACUGAUGGUUAUGGGAUUUAUUUCACUCCUCUUGACAUUUAGUCAAGGUUACAUGGCCAAAAUCUGUAUUCCUUCCAAGUUUGCAGAUCACAUGUUACCAUGUGAACUCAAAAAUCGUGAUUCUGGUGAAGAAAAUCGAAGGAAGCUUCUCUGGGACAAGCGCCGAAUCUUAGUCACUGGUGAAUCCCAUCAUAGCUGUCAUGAGGGUCAUGUGCCACUGAUAACAGUUGAGGCUGCUCAUCAGCUACACAUCCUCAUAUUCUUCUUAGCAGUCUUCCACGUGCUAUAUAGUGCUGCAACAAUGAUGCUUGGGAAGCUGAAGAUUAGAGGUUGGAAAGAUUGGGAGCGUGAGACAUCAACACUUGACUAUGAGCUAACGAAUAAUCCUUUAAGAUUCAGGCUCACGCAUCAGACAACUUUUGUGAGAUCGCACAACAGCUUUUGGACAAGGAUCCCAUUCUUCUUCUAUGUGGGUUGUUUUUUCCGGCAAUUCUUCAGAUCAGUUACCAAGGCUGACUAUCUGACAUUAAGAAAUGGAUUCAUAACUGCUCAUAUAGCUCCAGGAAGUCAAUUCGAUUUCCAAAAGUAUAUCAAAAGGUCAUUAGAAGAUGAUUUUAAGGUGGUUGUGGGCGUCAGUCCUGUUUUGUGGACAUCUUUUGUGAUAUUCUUGCUUCUAAAUGUCAAGGGAUGGCACACUCUUUUUUGGGCAUCAAUACUUCCGCUGAUUGUUAUUUUAGCUGUUGGAACCAAGCUGCAGGGUAUAAUGACAAGGAUGGCUCUGGAAAUCACGGAGAGGCAUGCUGUGGUCCAAGGGAUCCCUCUAGUUCAAGGUUCAGAUGAAUAUUUCUGGCUCUCGUGGCCUCAAUUCAUACUUCAUCUCCUCCAUUUUGCUCUAUUUCAGAACGCAUUCCAGCUAACCUAUUUCUUGUGGAUAUUGUAUGAAUUUGGAAUGAAGUCUUGUUUUCAUGAUAAAGAAAUCUACGUGCUUAUUAAAAUAUUUAUCGGGAUUGUUGCUAUGAUUCUUUGCAGUUAUAGCACUCUUCCCCUUUAUGCUCUUGUGACACAGAUGGGAUCAAACAUGAAGAAGUCUGUCUUUGAUGAGCAAACAUCUAAAGCCCUCACAAAGUGGCAUAUGGAAGUUAAGAGGAAGCAAGAGGAGAAGACAGAGAAGUCUCCUUCUACCCGAACCCUGGGAGGAAGCUCGAAGAACUCGAGAAAGUCGUUAAGGCGACACUCAUCAGGUCCCACCCUACACAGAUUCAUGACUACAGGCCACUCGAGUCAUUUAUCCUCCUACGUCGAGCUUCAUAUCUCUGAUGGUGAAGGGGAUGAGAUAGGUAAGGUCGAUGAUAAUCACGGAGAGAGUGAAAUGACUGUAUUGCCCACUCUGAAGGAAAUUAAGCAGGAGGAUGAUCAGUUUGUCCAGCACAGCCCAAAUUGACAGCAUUGGUGAAUUAAAUCGAUUGCUGCUCAUGUACAGAGGUGUUAUUGGAUUUAUUAUUCCUUAAUAUAGAUAGUUCGCUUGUAGUAAGAUCGAGUAGGAAGAUAAUGCUUAAAAGAAAGAUACUCAAGAGUAGGAGUAGCAUUUCUUGUAUAUCUUCUUCGUAUUGCUUAUUGAUAGAGUAUAAUUUUGUAUACUUGAUACAAAGGAGGUUGCAUACUAAAACCAA
This is a messenger RNA of Beta vulgaris subsp. vulgaris (sugar beet), 2352 nucleotides long. RefSeq names its product MLO-like protein 10. Gene Ontology annotation, cellular component: membrane. The transcript has 15 exons. Bases 459 to 2123 code for a protein of 554 amino acids. Gene Ontology annotation, biological process: defense response. The record is from RefSeq and is a predicted model, not a curated record. NCBI's taxonomy places the organism in Eukaryota, Viridiplantae, Streptophyta, Magnoliopsida, Caryophyllales, Amaranthaceae.